AUGAUGAGGAGAUACACAAAGCAAAGAAACUUGGUAAAACCUGCUAAGACAAGAUUCGCAACAGCUUUUUUGACAUUGCAUAGUUUUUAUAUGCAAAAGAAAAAUCUGAGAACCUUGUUUAUGUCCACUGAAUGGAAUGAGAGUGUCUAUGCAAAGGAAACUCUUGGGAAAGAAGUUGCGAGACACAUCAUCAGUCCAUAUUUUUGGAAUGACACUGUUCAAGCACUUAGAGUUGGUGGUCCUUUAAUUAAUGUACUUCGUAUGGUGGAUGGGGAGAAAAAACCACCAAUGGGCUACAUUUAUGAAGCCAUGGAUAGGGCCAAAGAAAGUAUUGAAAAGGCAUUCAAUUAUGAUGACAGGAAAUAUAUGAAUGUUUUCAAAAUCAUUGAUGCAAGGUGGACGGAUCAACUUCAUCAACCUUUACAUGCAGGUGGACAUAUUUUGAACCCGGGGCUCUAUUAUAAAAAUAAUGAGAUGAAGACUUUAACUGAAGAAGUGUGGUUGGGAUAUUAUGCAUGUGUUGAGAGGAUGAUCCUAGAUAAAACUUUGCAAGACAAAAUAGGGGAUGAGCUUGGUGUGUACAUGAAAGCUGAUGGGCUACUUGGAAUUGAGUCGGCCAUUAGAGCUAGAACCUUAAGGUCACCAGUUGAAUGGUGGAUGCAAUAUGGUCAUAAUGUCCCAAACUUGCAACAAUUUGCUAUUAGAGUGCAAAGUUUAACUUGUAGCUCAUCCGGUUGCGAGAGAAAUUGGAGCGUGUAUGAACAUAUUCAUACAAAAAAGAGAAACAGACUUGAGUUAAAACGCCUGAAUGAUCUAGUGUUCAUCAAAUAUAAUAGAACAUUGGUGCGUCGCUACAAUGCUCGCAAUACCAUUGAUCCAAUUUUAUUGGAUAAUAUUGAUGAUGCAAAUGAAUGGUUAACUGGAGCACCCCAAAAUCAUGAAGAUGAAGAAGUAUAUGAAGGAGAAGGUCUCACUUAUGGUGAAGUUGCUACGGCUAGUGGUGUAGAGGAGAAUAUUUAUGGUUUUAGAGGGAGUACUUUAAGGGGCAAGGAAAAAAGAGUAGCUACAGGUUCAAGUUCAUGUUCAAAAUCAAAUAGAAGUAGAACUCUUGUUGAUGAGUCCUCCGAUGAGGAAGAAGAUGAGGACCAAGUAGAAGUAGAACCCUUGUUGAUGGCACUUCAAGAGUUGGAGGAUCUUGUUGAAGAAUAG
Solanum dulcamara is the source of this 1209-nucleotide messenger RNA. RefSeq lists its product as uncharacterized. Gene Ontology annotation, molecular function: protein dimerization activity. The transcript is spliced from 3 exons. Lineage: Eukaryota; Viridiplantae; Streptophyta; Magnoliopsida; Solanales; Solanaceae. Bases 1 to 1209 code for a protein of 402 amino acids. The record is from RefSeq and is a predicted model, not a curated record.